Mesorhabditis belari is the source of this 351-nucleotide messenger RNA. The record is from the annotation of a GenBank genome assembly. Lineage: Eukaryota; Metazoa; Nematoda; Chromadorea; Rhabditida; Rhabditidae.
AUGAUCCCCGAAUUCCCUCAUCCCGAAGAAGUCGAACUCUUGCAUUCAAAACCGAUAUUCGACGAUUCGACAAGGAGAAAUCUUCUCCCGCCUCUCCUCCAAUCCACCAAUCGUUUAUGCUUUUCAGCCGAGAAUUUACUUGGCCUCCACCUUCACGAGCAAACCGCGGAUGACUCGGAGAAAGAGCUGAAAUCGCAUACAACUUGGCCAAGCACAUUAUCCCUUUCAUCUUCAUCAUCAUCCCCAUCACUUCACAAAGCCGUCUCACAAAACAUCAAACAAUUCUCGGAGAAACUACGAGAAACAAUCGUGCAUCGACUAUUGACCCCCGUGAUCAAUAUUCAAUCGUGC